UUUCGGUGGAGGGCGGGACUUCGGAAACAGCUCCGGCCGCUAGGCUGGGCUGGACUGCGGUCCCCCGAGCUGAGUGUGGCCCUGCAGUGUGUCCUUCCUCUGGGCCUGGGAAUGCCCCGCGCGCCUGUAGAAGGCGGAAACGACUGCUGGGGCUGCCUUCUCUAGAAAGGGCCUAAUUUUGCCUGCUAUGUCUGGGGGCUUCGAGCUGCAGCCGGAGGACGGCGGUCCCCGGGUGGCCCUGGCGCCCGGGGAGACGGUGAUCGGCCGCGGGCCUUUGCUGGGAAUAACAGACAAGAGAAUAUCCAGAAGACAUGCCAUUCUUGAGGUGAUGGGUGAUCAGCUUCGAAUUAAACCGGUCCACACAAAUCCAUGUUUUUACCGGUCUUCUGAGGACAGUGAGCUCUUCCCAAUGAAGGCAAAUCUUUGGCACUGGUUGAAUCCUGGAGACAGUUUCUCUUUAUUAGUUGACAGAUACAUUUUCUGUGUUGUCUCGACAUACUCGGAAAUGGAACUAGAAUGUACCUUAAGAAACAGUCAAAUGCUUGAUGAAGAUGACAAAUUGAAUGAAGCACCCAAAUCUCCUGUGAUUAACUUACCUGAUAAGAAACCUGGUGCCUCACAUCUGGAAAGAACCACAGAAAUAACUGAGACCCAGACUACUGCCACAAAUAGUUUGAUGAGAAAUUCCAGAGACUUGAGUGAACAACAAUCAGAUCCUGCCCAGAGGAAAAGAAUUCUUCCAGCUUGGAUGUUACAGGAUUUAAGUGAUCAAAAACUUUCAGUGCCAGUCAUUAGUGGAGAUAACAACGUAAUUCAGGGAAGUGGAAAAGGAGUCUGCAAAGAAAAAACCCACAAAAAUCUAACACAGCAAGGAAGAAAGCGAAUUUCAUCAGGAAAUUCUGAAAGUGUAACAGAAGGACAAGAUGCAGGAAAAAGGUUCAAAGACACUGGUCAGGAUGAGCCUGUCAGUUCAUCCAAGGACAUGUCAGAAUCAUUUUCUGCAACCACAUUAAAUAAUCCCGAUAUGCAUAGUUUGAAGAGUAAUACACAGAAAAAUGAAAUUCCAAUUGUGGAACUUGGUAAGAUUUCUGAACAUGAGAACAUGACUAAAGGAACACUAAAUGAAGAAGACGAGGUGGUGAGCUUUUCCGAUAGUCGUUCAAGUGUCCCCGGCAAGCCACUCCACAGUGUAUCUCAGACAUUUCAGCCUAAAUCCAAAACUGAAUCUUCUAGUUCUGAAACUCUACAAGCAAAGGCAAGGGAUUUGCUUCCACAAAGUUCACAAGAGGACAAGGUCAGGAGGUCACCCUGCAUGUAUGGAGCAAACUGCUACAGAAGGAAUCCUGUCCAUUUUCAGCACUUUAGCCACCCUGGUGAUAGUGACUACGGAGGUGUGCGGGUCACGGGUCAAGAUGAGACUGAUGAGCGACCAGAGUGUCCCUAUGGGGCCUCUUGUUACAGGAAGAAUCCCCAGCACAAGAUAGAGUAUAGACAUAGUAGACCUCAGGUGAGCAGCGCUGCGGUUGAAAAUGCUGGUGCUGACCAGCCCAGUGACUCCGAUGCGAGCGGCAGCUUUCAGGAUGACGGGGAAGAGGAGUACGAACCGACAGAUGAAGAUUCUGACUGGGAACCAGGAAAGGAAGACCAAGACCAGGAAGAUGUGGAAGAGCUUUUGAAAGAAGCGAAAAAGUUUAUGAAAAGAAAAAAAUAACUUUUCCUGUAUUAAAUUCACAUUUACUUUUUCUCUAUGGAAAAAUUCAGGAAUGGAGGGGGUGCUUUAGUGAUCUUUCCAUUAUUUUGAUUAUUGUAACUUUUGCUAUUUGCUCUUUGCAACAGGUCUGCCUUCUGUGGAGCAAGGAUUAAUUUUGUUACCUUGCCCUUUCUUUCUUGUUUAAAGUCAAUGGCAAUAGGAAGCAGACAGAGGUUAAAGGGUAAUAAUUAGUAUUUUUCAUGUACUUUGUAUAUGGGCAAUAAAAAGUAAAAUCCAUGGGUUUUGCUUUAUUUUUUUAUUUCCAAAGACUCUGUCUUUGUCAAGUACUAUGCAAGUAUAACUAGGAAAAUUACAUGAGGGCUGGGAAGUCUGAUUGCUACUGUAGUUCUUCAGCCAAAAUGAGGCUUCCCAAAUGAUAGCUAUUACAUACAUAAUGGCUAUUAAUUUUUCUAGUGCCUUACAUGUGAACGUUGUAAUUUCAUCUACUACUUCUCUGAAAUUUGGAGAAAUUUUUACCAAAUCAAUACUGAAAAAAAUUCAGCUGUUAUAGAAAUGACCACCUUACAAGAAAUGUUAUUUUGUGUUCCACAUGUGUAAUUUACUGUAAAUCUGAGUGUAAAGGUAGAAGAACUCAAAGAAUUUGAUAUUUUUUCAAACUAUAGGGCACUUAUAUUAACUCUUAUUGUUCUGUCUUUGCUUUAGGAAUACAAAAGUAAUUUUAACCAUAAUUUUCUCAGAAGAGCUUAUUUCUUUUAUGCUCAGAUGCAAGUAGUGAGUUGUUUACCAGGGCUUAAGGUUAUAGUUUCUUAUAUGAAAAAGUUCUCCAGUUACAUGUAGUACAUCUAUAUUUCUGUUAUUAAGCUACUGUAGUCUCAAUAGUAUCAUUUUAACUGACUUGAAAUUCUUAAAAUAUAGUUUAUAAUUUUAAUGAUAGUUCGCUAUAUACAUAGUGCAAGACGUAUAUUAUUGAAAUCAUGAAUCAGUAACUCAAAUGUUUCCACUCUGAAAUUUAUACCA
This is a messenger RNA of Octodon degus (degu), 2728 nucleotides long. RefSeq names its product aprataxin and PNKP like factor (gene Aplf). Bases 188 to 1711 code for a protein of 507 amino acids. The record is from RefSeq and is a predicted model, not a curated record. The transcript is spliced from 10 exons. Gene Ontology annotation, molecular function: protein binding; 3'-5' exonuclease activity; DNA-(apurinic or apyrimidinic site) endonuclease activity. Gene Ontology annotation, cellular component: site of double-strand break; nucleus. Gene Ontology annotation, biological process: double-strand break repair. NCBI's taxonomy places the organism in Eukaryota, Metazoa, Chordata, Mammalia, Rodentia, Octodontidae.